This is a messenger RNA of Aspergillus welwitschiae, 1231 nucleotides long. RefSeq lists its product as uncharacterized. Bases 151 to 933 code for a protein of 260 amino acids. NCBI's taxonomy places the organism in Eukaryota, Fungi, Ascomycota, Eurotiomycetes, Eurotiales, Aspergillaceae. The transcript has a single exon. The record is from RefSeq and is a predicted model, not a curated record.
GUCUCUGAUGACGGAACGAACUCGUGGGAAACCGUUGAUUAUAGCGAUAGCCCCGUACGAGAUUCCGAGUCCUGGAUAGAAACGGCUGAACGAAAUGACGAGUAUGAGGUGGACGAAUAUGGUGACUAUUACGAGAGAAAAAGCGAGAGCAUGUUCAGCAACGAUCCUGGAAGACAGGUGGAUACUGAUGACCGCGGCAUCUUCCUACCAGAGAGCAUGUUUGACUAUCCUGAAGAAGAGGUUCACUUUAGUGACCACGGAUAUGCCGAGGAGCAACAGGAAGACAAUGAAAAAACAGAUGAGCUUGACAUGAUGACAACACAGUACGGGCAAAUGGGUGCAAACAGUUUUGCCAUCAGGGACAAUACCCCGAUACAGGCCACAAGAGAGAACAAAGAAGGUCCGUGGGGAUCUGAAACCUGCAGUGAAUGCGACCAGCUUGUAUGGGAAAACGCGUCAACCUCCAACAUGAUCAACGCAGAAACUACCAGUUCCCAACUCCCAGCUGCUUUGGUGGCCGGCCCAGACGCAGAGCAAACUGGGGCAGCUGAGCCUGCCGGUAUUGUUGAAAUCGUGAAAUCUUUGACGCUAGAGGAUAUGGCUGGUAGCUGGUGGGAUGAGGUCCUAGAGGCUAUGGAAGCAGGGUUUGAGGAGGCAGAAGCGGUGUUUCGAAAGGUAGCAAGUGCAGGAUUUACAGACAUCGAGGUCAAUCCGUCUCUGGCUAAAGCAAAGACUGCCCCGAGAAAGAGACGCCCCCAAAAGCCAGAGAAACCACGGAAAGGGCCUGCUAGCCGCAAUUCCGACUGCACUGACCCAGAGAAGGACUUCUAUGAUGUGUGUUGGAGUAUUCUCAAUGAGACAGGCCUGGUGGGAGAGUAUAUGAGGGACAGGACGCUGGUGAGCGUCUCAACUCCGAAACGACCCAAGGCAUAAUGAGUACUAAUGUGCGCGUUCUGAUAGCGUCGAACUUACCAUAACGCCCAUACCAAAGGGCAUCCAAGAGAGAAAGAAAAUCAUGCAAAGCCGAGAAAGCGUGAAUGUUAUCUCUGCUGUGGCUGUCAUAAACCCAUCAAAUGAGGGGGUUCAGAACCGUGGCAUUGCUCUCCCCCCCUCGGACAUGUUUCACUAGAAUUGUUCUUGAUUGUAUGGCUGCUGACGACCCAUCGUCUCCACCCUUUGUUAGAUUUAAUUGGUAUCUCAACUUUAUGUUGUAUCUCUUUUGUGACUCCAG